GACGUCACGCGCGGCGUCAUUCCAGAAGAUUCGGCCGGGGCCCGUAUAAAGCCCGCGGAAGAGGCGGGGCCGCCGGGAUCGCUGAGCGGGCGGCGGAGGCAGCAGCGUUACUUGCAGCGGAGUAACCGCGGUGGCACCCACCAUGGUGAAGGAGACGGAAUACUACGACAUCCUGCAGGUGAAGCCUAAUGCCUCCUCCGAGGAGAUCAAGCGCGCUUACCGCAAGCUGGCGCUGAAGUACCACCCCGACAAGAACCCCAGCGAGGGCGAGCGGUUUAAACUUAUAUCCCAGGCAUAUGAAGUUCUGUCGGACCCAAAGAAAAGGGACCUCUAUGACCAGGGUGGGGAGCAGGCUAUUAAAGAAGGAGGCCUGAGUGGCGGCAGCUUCUCUUCACCCAUGGACAUCUUUGACAUGUUCUUUGGUGGUGGAGGCCGAAUGAAUAGAGAGAGAAGAGGCAAAAAUGUGGUGCACCAGUUAGGUGUAUCUCUUGAAGACCUGUAUAAUGGUAUUACAAGGAAACUGGCACUGCAAAAGAAUGUUAUUUGUGCAAAGUGUGAAGGUUAUGGCGGAAAGAGAGGGGCAGUUGAAAAAUGUCCUGUGUGUAAAGGAAGAGGGAUGCAAGUUAUAGUUCAACAGAUUGGACCUGGCAUGGUGCAGCAAAUCCAAACUGUGUGUCCAGAAUGCAAAGGCCAAGGUGAAAGAAUAAAUCCAAAGGACAGGUGUGACAACUGCAAUGGCUGUAAGGUUGUAAGAGAGAAAAAGAUCAUAGAAGUUCAUGUUGAUAAAGGUAUGAAAGAUGGUCAGAAAAUAGUAUUUCAUGGAGAAGGUGACCAGGAGCCUGAUUUGGAGCCUGGUGAUGUCAUAAUUGUGCUUGAUCAAAAGGAUCACAGUGUCUUUCAGAGACGAGGGCAUGACUUAAUUACAAAAAUGAGAAUUCAACUCUCGGAGGCCUUAUGUGGUUUCAGGAAGACAAUUGAAACUCUGGACAACAGAGUUCUUGUCAUAUCUACUAGGCCAGGUGAAGUAAUAAAACAUGGUGACCUAAAGUGUAUCUACAAUGAAGGGAUGCCGGUCUACAAAUCUCCAAUGGACAAAGGCAGUCUGAUUAUACAGUUUUUGGUCCAGUUUCCAGAGCACUACUGGCUCCCAAGGGAGAAACUGUCUCUGCUGGAGGCUCUGCUUCCUUCACGAGAAGAUGUUAUGGUUACUGAUGAGAUGGAUCAGGUAGACCUUGAGGAUUUUGAUCCAAAUGAGCAAACCUACCGUAACAGUGCAGGAGAAGCGUAUGAAGAAGAUGAGGAGGGUCCAAGAACAGGAGUACAAUGUCAGACAUCUUAAAGUAAGGUGGAGUGGAUGUCAUCGAAGAUGUAAAUUUUCACAAUGAAAACUGCAUGGCUGUAAUAGCCACUGCUUGUGGUUUUUGUGUUCAGCAAAUUGAGUUGCUGCGCUGUCAGUAUCACCUUUUUGUAACUAAUUUAUAUUGUGUUCUUGUAGUCUUUCUAUAUAAAGCAAAUGUCAUACAGCUGAGAACCAACUGAGUUGGUAUGCAUUUUCCUUGCUGUGAAGGUUCUCAAUUUAUUUCACCUGUGCUGUUUCUAUAAGACUUCAGCAAUAUUGAUAGAGGCUAAGUGGAGUGUCUUAUGUAAAUACUUUCAUAUUGGAAAAUUAAUUUCAUAGAAUAAAACAUAGCAGAAUAACUUCUAAUAAAUAGUACUUCACCUUUUCUCAUGCUUCUCUUGUACUUUUCUAAGCCACUCUAGAACCCCUUUUGUUUAAACAAGUUCUUCUAAGCUCAGACUCCUCACCUACUCUAGAUUAUUCUCAAUAUUAAGCUUUGUGUUAGCUGCACCACUUAUACCUGUCUCAUUUUGUAUUUCAGAAGCAUUUUGUGCAUGCCCUUGUCUCUGCCUCAUAGCCCUCUUCCUGUGUUCUGUGUGUUGAGAGUAGCAUUCCUUCAGCUGCCUCUCUGUGUGUGACCUAAGGUUACAAGCUGUCCUCUAAUGUUACUUACAAGCAAAUACUUCCAAAUAAAAGUUUGACCUUUCAGAAGCUCAAGCUUUGUAUUUCAGCCUUCCCUAGAUAGGGUUUUGACUUCCUCCUAGGCAUUGUAUACUUGUGCCUUAAUGAAAAUGAAUAAACCAAAACCACCUGCAUUGGGUAUACUGCUGCUGUUUUAUAACAUACAUGGUCGCACAGUACACUGAUCCCAUUAAAGCUUUUUUCCUUUCUACUUA
Messenger RNA from Parus major (Great Tit), 2235 nucleotides. RefSeq names its product DnaJ heat shock protein family (Hsp40) member A4 (gene DNAJA4). The transcript has 8 exons. Gene Ontology annotation, cellular component: cytoplasm; cytosol. Gene Ontology annotation, biological process: protein refolding; response to heat. Gene Ontology annotation, molecular function: Hsp70 protein binding; ATP binding. The record is from RefSeq and is a predicted model, not a curated record. The coding region runs from base 143 to 1339 and encodes 398 amino acids. Lineage: Eukaryota; Metazoa; Chordata; Aves; Passeriformes; Paridae.